This is a messenger RNA of Protobothrops mucrosquamatus (brown spotted pit viper), 1884 nucleotides long. Its product is annotated as gamma-aminobutyric acid receptor subunit alpha-2. NCBI's taxonomy places the organism in Eukaryota, Metazoa, Chordata, Lepidosauria, Squamata, Viperidae. Gene Ontology annotation, biological process: signal transduction; gamma-aminobutyric acid signaling pathway; nervous system process. Gene Ontology annotation, cellular component: neuron projection; synapse; dendrite membrane. Gene Ontology annotation, molecular function: benzodiazepine receptor activity; GABA-gated chloride ion channel activity; inhibitory extracellular ligand-gated monoatomic ion channel activity. The coding region runs from base 1 to 1884 and encodes 627 amino acids. The record is from RefSeq and is a predicted model, not a curated record. The transcript is spliced from 12 exons.
AUGUUGGACACUGGUGUGGAGAAGGAAGAUGCCAGCGCAAAGGGGGAGCCCUCCCUCCAGUUGGAACCCUGCCAACUGUCCGGCUCCGAGACGUCCUACACAUCAGAGGAAGAGGUGGUGGAGACACACAGCCAUAAGCCUCGCUGGUCCAUGGGCGUAGGCAAGAAGGACGAGUGGGAGAAAAAAUUGAGAAAGGUGGCCCUGGACGGCAUGGCAGCUAACUGGGUGGUGGACCUACAUGACUCUGAUGCCCCCGAGCUCCAGAACUUCAACCAAUUCAUGUUCUCCCUUAGACGACAGUUUGAGGACCCGUUGGCAAACUGGAAGGCCCAUAAGCCGUUCGUAAUCCAAGCCGAUGCAAGUGACGUAGCAGUAGGACCAGUAUUGCUACAGGAAAAUGACAAGGGGCAGCUGCAACCCUAUGCCUACAUGUCCAGAAAACUCUCUGACACGGACCAACGUUGGGCGGUGUGGGAAAAAGAGGCGUACGCUGUGAGAUUUUGCAAAGCAGCUGCUCUGAAGAGGAAGAAAAUACCCUACAUGAUGCAGUGGCUUCUCAUUUUCUUGAUAUGCUUUUCUGCAAGAUCAGCACUGGCUGACAUCAAUGAAGAUGAAGCAAAAAAUAACAUUACCAUCUUCACAAGAAUUCUAGACAGACUUCUGGAUGGUUAUGAUAAUCGUCUAAGACCUGGACUGGGAGAUAGUACAACUGAGGUUUUUACAAACAUCUAUGUGACCAGUUUUGGACCAGUUUCAGAUACUGACAUGGAGUACACAAUAGAUGUUUUCUUCCGCCAAAAAUGGAAAGAUGAAAGGCUAAAAUUCAAGGGUCCCAUGAACAUUCUCCGACUGAAUAAUUUAAUGGCCAGCAAAAUUUGGACUCCAGAUACGUUCUUUCACAAUGGAAAGAAGUCAGUAGCUCACAAUAUGACUAUGCCAAACAAGCUACUACGAAUCCAGGAUGAUGGUACUCUUUUAUAUACUAUGAGGCUUACAGUCCAGGCUGAAUGUCCAAUGCACUUAGAAGAUUUUCCUAUGGAUGCUCAUUCGUGCCCAUUGAAAUUUGGCAGCUAUGCAUAUACAACAGCAGAAGUAACCUACAAGUGGACGUUCAAUGCAUCAAAUUCAGUAGAAGUAGCUCCAGAUGGUUCAAGGUUGAAUCAGUAUGAUCUCCUAGGCCAAACAAUUGGACAGGAAACUGCCAAAUCCAGCACAGGUGAAUACACAGUGAUGACAGCUCAUUUUCAUUUGAAGAGGAAAAUUGGUUAUUUUGUGAUUCAGACCUAUCUUCCCUGCAUCAUGACAGUCAUUCUGUCUCAGGUGUCAUUCUGGUUGAACAGAGAAUCUGUUCCUGCAAGGACAGUGUUUGGAGUAACAACAGUGCUAACAAUGACAACGCUAAGCAUCAGUGCUCGUAAUUCCUUGCCCAAAGUAGCUUAUGCCACAGCUAUGGAUUGGUUUAUUGCGGUUUGUUAUGCAUUUGUGUUUUCUGCCUUGAUAGAAUUUGCCACUGUAAAUUACUUCACAAAAAGAGGAUGGGCGUGGGAUGGAAAAAGCAUAGUCAAUGAUAAGAAAAAAGAAAAGGCCUCAGUCAUUAAGAAAAACAAUGCCUACGCAGUGGCCGUUGCCAAUUAUGGACCAAACAUCACCAAGGACUCUGUUCUCCCAACCAUCUCCAAGAGUGCCACUACCACUUCAGAAUCCCACAAAGCCAAACAAGAAACCAAACCACAAGAAGCAAAGAAAACAUUUAACAGUGUUAGCAAAAUUGAUAGAAUGUCCAGAAUAGUAUUUCCAGUUUUAUUUGGCACAUUCAACUUGGUGUACUGGGCCACAUAUCUAAACAGGGAACCUGUUUUGCAUGGGUUUGCACCAUCACACUAA